This is a messenger RNA of Sordaria macrospora k-hell, 2712 nucleotides long. RefSeq lists its product as uncharacterized. The record is from RefSeq and is a predicted model, not a curated record. Lineage: Eukaryota; Fungi; Ascomycota; Sordariomycetes; Sordariales; Sordariaceae. Gene Ontology annotation, cellular component: MIS12/MIND type complex. Gene Ontology annotation, biological process: chromosome segregation.
AUGGCGAACAAUCUUUCACCGCCGGGGUCGAGUUCGUACUCGUCCAAUACCUUAACGGUAGGCGAUGGAACUUGGGACUUUGAGAAGAACUCGUUCCUGCUUCCCAAUCUCCAGGGUCUCAACUUUGAUACUAUGCGAUACAAUGGCAUGGGCAAUCGCUUCUCGACCUUGACCCAAUACCACAGUCUCAUUCUCGGCCACGGAGUGAUAGCCGCCAUCACCUUCCUCUUCAUCAUCCCAAUUGCCGUCCUCAUUGCCCGCUUCUACUCCCGCAAGCCGGGAUACGCCAUCCGAUAUCAUGCAUACCUUCAGGUCAUCACUGUCGGUCUCAGCACCGUCGUCUUCGUUCUCGGUUUCAUCGCUGUCGGCCCUCCCCGAAACCUCACAAAUCCACACCAUGGCAUCGGUGUCGCCAUCUACGUCAUGAUUCUGGUUCAAGCUUUUGGUGGCAGUCUCAUUCGCAAAAUCACCGGCCAUUCCUUCCGUCUACACCUUCAUCGUUGGAUGGGCCGCGCUAUCGCCAUCCUUGGUAUUGCCCAAGUGCCUCUUGGCUUGACACUCUAUGGCUCGCCCAAGUACACAUUCAUCCUCUAUGCUGUUUGGAUGAGUUUCCUCCUUUUUCUGUACUUCAUUCUUGAUUACAGAGACAAGGAACGCCGCGAGUACUACGCAGGUGGUGCUCGCUCUGAAGUUACUGGAUACACGGAUGAGAAGUCGGAGAGCCACCACCACGGAAAGAAGAAGUGGCUCGGUCUCGCAGCCGCUGGUGGCGCAUUGGCUAUGCUUCGUGGCCGUAAGCGCAACAAAGACGAGGAAAGGGCCCUGGACCGUAGUCCCAGCCCGUAUCGUUCCCAUGCUCCCCAUGAUGGCGCAACUGAAGUUUCACAUGCACAUGGCAGACACGACAGCUAUCACGACGACAAGUAUACUGACGUAUCCUCGCGACGCGACACUGGUGGAGGCGGAUGGAUGGGUAAGCUGGCUGGGCUUGGCGCUGGUCUCUUGGCCGCCAAGUAUCUGAAGAACAAACAUGACCGUCGCGAUGACGAGUAUUCAGCCGUCUCAACAGAAACCCCCAGCCGUGUUCGCCCACCGAGGGGAGGCCCGGCUCCAACCGAAAGCGAUUAUACCGAUUACACCGACUUCACCCGGACGGACAAUCGACGAAAUUCCAAGCAGAACCCGGUUAUUGCUUCCGAAGUGGAGAGCGCUGCAGAUGACCGACGCCCUUACCGACCUGGCACACCACCACGAUCGCAUGCUGGCCGUCGCAAUUCGCGAUUCGAGAGCACGAUUGCCUCAGACUAUUCUUCGUAUGUUAGCCCUUCUAGGAGAGAAGAGCCCGAGAAGAAGAGGAACAGCGGGGCUGGGAAGGGUCUGCUCGCUGGACUUGGCCUUGGCUGGUUUGCCAAAAAGACGGUGGACAAACGCGCUGGACAGGAGGAGGAUCGGAUAAGAGACGACGAGGAGAGGCGACGUGAGGAAGAGGAGAGACGGCACGAAGAAGAAGAACGGAGAGCUGGACGUCGGAACUCCAAGUACACAGGUGAUGGAUAUCCCAGUCCGUCCAGACGCGACUCCCAACGUCGCCCAGCUGCCAUGCGCCCAGCGGCACCAACGGACAUCACGAGCACGACCGGAUCCUCGAUUUUCUCUGACGAAUUCACUUCCAUGGAGCCGAGAGGGCAUGCCCCUUACGACCCAGCGCCCAUGGCCGGCGGAGCUCGACCGCCACCCGCCCCCAUUCCGGUUGCAGGAGGUGCCCCGGGCGUUGGUGCGCCACCUACAAUCAUUCCCAUUACUCCUGGACCCUCCGGGAACCCACCUCCCGGAAAUGGCCCGAUCGCCAUGCCUGCCAUGCCUCCCGACCCACGCGGCGUUUUCUACCCACUGAGACCCCCAACCGAUACAAGCAGCAGCGACCUGACAGAUGUCAAUGCUGACAGACGACGACGAGAGGCUGAGGCGGCGGCGGCCGCAGCAGCAGCAGCAUCCGCCAGUCUUCUGGCCGCCCAACAACAGGAAGACGACCGGCGUCGCAGGCCAGGCGGUCCUUCUGACCAGCCCAGCGUCAAGGUCAAGGUACAGAGUGACAGAGAUAGGAACAUUACUCUGCGUAGGAUGACGGACGAGGAUGCGAGAAAGGACGGCGGCAACAACCGGCGCCGCCGAGGCGACUCGGUUAGCAGCAGCCACUCGGAAUCAGAGCCGAGCAGCGGCAGGCGGUAUCGCCGGUCAGACCGCCGCGAGAGCAGGAGUUCGAGUCAACGUGGCAGAGCCGAGCGGGCCGCCGAGGCGAGGGUAGACCCGACCGCCAACCCUCUUUAUCCAGCCCCUCUUAACACGGGCGGUAGCGGUACACCGAGGCAGCAAGCGUCCCACGGUGGAAGCAGCUUGCCGCCGAAUUUUGACGAUCCGCUGUCUCCGCCCGACCCGGCGUUUGCGAGACAGGGGACUAGGCCGAUUAGCGGGAAGGACUCGCCGCCGUUUGCGGGACCGUCCGGGGGCCAGAUGCCCAAUGCCGCGGGGACUAUCUCUAGCUUAGAUAGUCCCGCACAGUGGAGUGCGCUGAGCCCGAGCGGUGCGAGCCAGAAUCCUAGUGGUGUGAAGAGAGAGGUGUCGAGUGCGGCGGAGAGGAGACAGAGGAGGAGGUUUGAGAGGAGAGAGGGAAGUAGGCAGCGGGCUGCUGCGGAGUCGUCACUUGGUGGUUAG